AUGACGCAAACUAACAUCGAGGUAAAUAUAGAGCCUUCAGGCGAGGCUGGGCCUGAUAUUGUAAGUGGGCAUCAGCAGAGUACGCAGCCCCUUGGCCGCCAGCAGGACGCGAACACACCGAGUCCGGGUGCGGAACACCACGACAGCGAGCAUCAAUCGGCGCCCACGGAGGGGGCAGGCGGCGCCCAGCCGGGCGUGGAGGAGGUCAGCCUGGGCUCGAGCCUGCAAAUAAACAACUCGCUCGGCCACGUGGUCGAGUACCUCGUGUGUUUAAAGAAGUUCAGGGACUCGGAGGGGGGCACGAACAGGCCGAUUUCGGACCCGCUGAUCGAGCUCGUUUUGUUCUCGCCCCUCAGGGCUCUGAUGUUCAUCAAGCUUUCAAUCCUGUUUUCCAUCUUCGUGUCGCUCCUGCUCUGUGUGCCGGAGCUCCUGAUGUCAAGGAUUAACAAUUUCCCCUGCGAAAAGUGCUUGAAGGUGAUCACAAUGUGGUUGUUCGUUUAUCGCAUGAUUGUGCUUUCACAAUUCACAUUUAGGGUUUUAUUCUUUUAUAUAUUCUCACAACUCGACAAUAAAACAAGUCAGGAGGUGAUAUACUGUAUGUACGUCAUCACGCAAGGCAGGGGCUGGGUCAUGAGUAGAAAGCUGACGAGCUUUAGCUACUUCUGGUACGGGCUGGGCAUGAUACUACACAGACUCCCCAACAUGUGCAAUCGCAGGUGGCUCUACGCCUUCAUAUUUUACAUCCUGUCGGUCAACGUGCUGAGGUUCGCAGUGACAGUCAUACUUUACUACGUCACCUUCCCGCCGAGCCACGAAACAGCAAAGCGCCUACACCUAGGAGCGCACCUGGUGAUGCCCAAGUGCUCAUACAAGGAGGCGAAGCUCGAGUCGAAACCGCUGAAGUCAGUGACCUGCGGAAUCUGCCUGGACGAUUUCGCCGACGAGGACAUUCUGAGGCUGCUGACCUGCGCGCACGGGUUCCACGCAAACUGCAUAGACCUGUGGCUUUCACGCAGCGUGAACUGCCCACUGUGCAUGAAGACCCUAAUUUAA
Molecule: messenger RNA, 1053 nt
Organism: Theileria orientalis strain Shintoku
Lineage: Eukaryota; Apicomplexa; Aconoidasida; Piroplasmida; Theileriidae
Exons: 3
Coding region: 1-1053 (350 amino acids)
Source: RefSeq, a predicted model, not a curated record